This is a messenger RNA of Ichthyophthirius multifiliis, 1227 nucleotides long. RefSeq lists its product as hypothetical. Lineage: Eukaryota; Ciliophora; Oligohymenophorea; Hymenostomatida. The transcript has 2 exons. The record is from RefSeq and is a predicted model, not a curated record. Gene Ontology annotation, cellular component: centrosome.
AUGGAGCAAUAUAAUAACCGUAAAGAAAUCGAAAAAAUUACAUCUGAUAAUUCAAAUUCUGAUAAUUAAGAAUCAGAAUCUACAAAAACAAAAAAUAAUCCUACUAUUUCUCAAGUAUAAAGUCAUAUAAUAGAAGAUAUGUAGUCCCAAAAAUAAAAAAAGAAGUAAUAAAAUCCACUUCCUUAUUUCUAAAGAAACCACAACCCAUAAAUAGUAGAUGAAGAUACAGAGCAUUUUAAGAUAAAAGUGGAACAUUUAUUAAGUGUUUUUAAAGCAGAUGCCAUUUCAGAAUUUAUGGGAAUGAAAAGAUCGCUUUUAGAAGAUUAAAAAUAACAAAUAAAAUAAUAAACAGAGAGAUAUUUAUUAAUGUACGAAGAUAAAAAUAAAGAAGUAUAUAUAUUAUUAAAAAAAUUAAAAUAAACUUAAUUUAUAUAUAUAUAUAUAAAAUAAAAAAAUUAAAGCUUAUUAUAUAUAUAGAAAAAAUAAAAAAGCAGUAUAUAUAUAUAUAUAUAUUUAUAUAUAAUUUUUCUCUAUAUAUAUUUAUUUUUUAUUUAAACAAAAAAAAACUAAAAGAAAUAACAAUUAGCCUAAAAAUAUGCAAAUAAAAAUUUAAAAAUUAGAAUUUUUUCCAAUUUUUCUUAUUAUUGUUAAUAAAAUUCUUCCUAAAAUAAACUUACUUAAUAAUAAAAUAAACAUUUAUCUGAAGUAGAAGAAAUCACACUCAAAUUUUAAAAAGAAAUUUCUCUUUUAAAAUAAUAGUUUUAAGAAUCUUAAAAAGCUCUUUAAUAAAUAAACGAAAACAAAGAAAAUAUGUAAGAAAAUCUUAAAAAAGCUUUCAUGAGAGGCAUUUGUGCUCUAAAUUUUGAGGCAAUGAAUGUUAUAGGGAAUCCUGUGGACCCUUUGUAGGAAUAAAUAAUAUAAAAAACAGAAUAAUUAGUACAAAAAACUGAACAAGUGGUUUAAAAAACAGAAUAAAUUGCUUAUUAACAUGAAAAAACAUUCGAUAAUGAAUAAAAUCUAUAAAAUUAAUAAAAUUAAUUUAAUUCUUUAUUAAUAAAUCCAGUUUAAGAUAAUGACAAAAGCAUUGAUAAAAUUUCACAAAUAGAAUUUUUCAAGAAUGAGUAAAAAUUAAAAUCUAUUGUUUUUUAUUAAAAAAAAAUUAAGGCUAUAAGAAAUAAAUAAAAUGAUAAAUCCUUAAAGUAAUUCUAAAAAAGUUAUAAUUUUUGA